This is a messenger RNA of Dromaius novaehollandiae (emu), 1263 nucleotides long. RefSeq names its product tubulin folding cofactor B (gene TBCB). Gene Ontology annotation, molecular function: alpha-tubulin binding; microtubule plus-end binding. The transcript has 6 exons. The record is from RefSeq and is a predicted model, not a curated record. Gene Ontology annotation, biological process: cytoplasmic microtubule organization; tubulin complex assembly; post-chaperonin tubulin folding pathway. Bases 74 to 877 code for a protein of 267 amino acids. Gene Ontology annotation, cellular component: microtubule plus-end; nucleus; cytoplasm. NCBI's taxonomy places the organism in Eukaryota, Metazoa, Chordata, Aves, Casuariiformes, Dromaiidae.
UUGGCCGGGCGCGCGCGGGGGGCGGGCCGAAGGUUCCAGAAGGAGCGGGCGGCGGCGGCGGCGCGGCCGCACCAUGAAGGCGGCGGCGGCGGCGGCGGCCGGGCCGGGCCCGGCGGCGGCGGCGGCGCCGGUGGCGGUGGCGAGCGGGGUGGCCGCCGUGUCGGUGGCGGUGAGCAGCAGCCUCAACGCCUUCCGCGCCCACAAGCGCUACAGCCGCGGCCUCACCAUCGCCGAGUUCAAGUGCAAACUGGAGCUGGUGGUGGGCAGCCCGGCCUCCUGCAUGGACCUGGAGCUCUACAGCCCCGACGACCAGCUCCUCGGGCGGCUCGACUGCGACGAGGCGCUCCUGGGCUCCUACCCCGUCGACGACGGCUGCCGCAUACACGUGCUGGACCGCAGCGGCGCCCGCCUGGGCGAGUUCGAGGACGUCUCGCAGGUGCCCAAGUACGAGAUGCCCGAGAGCGAGUACGACAAGCGGCCAGAAUCCCUGCGCUCCUUCCUCAAGCGGCGGCAGCUGGGCCGCUACGGCGAGGCGGCGGCGGCGGCGGACGGGGACGGGGACGGGGACGAGGAGCGGCGCCGGGCCCAGGAGCGGGCGCAGGCCGCCGCCGUGCCGCUGGGCGCCCGCUGCCAGGUGCGGGUGCCGGGGCAGCCCGCCAAGCGCGGCACCGUCAUGUACGUCGGGCUGACGGAUUUCAAGCCGGGAUACUGGAUCGGGGUGCGCUACGACGAGCCGCUCGGCAAGCAUGACGGCAGCGUCGCCGGCCGCCGGUACUUCGAGUGCCGGCCCCGCUACGGCGCCUUCGUCAAGCCGCCCAGCGUCACCGUCGGCGACUUCCCGGAGGAGGACGACGGCCUGGAGGAGGAGGAGAUGUGAGCCGGGAUCCGCCCCGGCGCUCCGCACGGACGCUCCCCCGGCGGGGCUUCCCUCCCUUUUGUCGGGCUGGAAAACGCCGUUUUCCUCUGUCCCACCGCAGCCACCGCCCGAAAUUCCGGAAAUCCCCGUUGUACAAAGCCGCCUCGUCGCCCGGAAGCCGCUUUGCCCCAUCCCGGCGCUUUUUGCCCCGUUUUUGUGCCGCUUUUUUUUUUUUAAACCCCCCCCCUGCCCCCCCCCCCCCCCCCCCGCGUCGCUCCCGGCGCUGCUCCGGCCGGAUGCCUCCGCCCGCCGCCGCGGUUUCGGGGCCGGAACGGGGGGAUUUGGCGUCUCCGUAAGUUAUUGUCCGUCCCCGGUGUUGCCGCGCCAAUAAAGGCCCCGCGGGGGGA